Molecule: messenger RNA, 5339 nt
Organism: Entelurus aequoreus (snake pipefish)
Lineage: Eukaryota; Metazoa; Chordata; Actinopteri; Syngnathiformes; Syngnathidae
Product: cyclin-dependent kinase 5
Exons: 12
Coding region: 132-1010 (292 amino acids)
Biological process (GO): synaptic vesicle transport; neuron apoptotic process; protein phosphorylation
Cellular component (GO): cytoplasm; nucleus
Molecular function (GO): cyclin-dependent protein serine/threonine kinase activity; ATP binding
Source: RefSeq, a predicted model, not a curated record
CGGGCAAAUGUAACAAUAGAGCAGCAAGUGCUAGCGUCAAGCUAAUUGCUAACUGCUAACAACAUAACCCCCCUUCCCCUGCACCGUUUGGGGCUUAGCUUUUGGGUGUCUGUGGGCUCAACAGGGUAAACAUGCAGAAAUAUGAAAAGCUCGAAAAAAUCGGAGAAGGUACAUAUGGGACCGUUUUCAAGGCUAAAAACAGAGAAACACAUGAAAUCGUGGCUCUAAAAAGAGUCCGUUUGGACGACGAUGACGAGGGCGUGCCAAGCUCUGCCCUGAGAGAAAUAUGUCUGCUCAAGGAGCUCAAACAUAAAAACAUUGUCAGACUACAUGACGUUUUGCACAGUGACAAGAAGUUAACGUUGGUGUUUGAAUAUUGUGACCAGGAUUUGAAGAAAUACUUUGACAGCUGCAAUGGGGAUUUAGACCCUGAAACAGUAAAGUCGUUCAUGUCCCAGCUGUUGAAAGGACUCGCUUUCUGUCACAGUCGGAAUGUUCUUCACAGAGAUCUGAAGCCGCAGAAUCUUCUCAUCAACAGAAACGGGGAGCUGAAGCUGGCUGACUUUGGGUUAGCGCGAGCUUUUGGCAUUCCUGUGAGGUGUUACUCUGCUGAGGUGGUGACAUUGUGGUACCGACCCCCAGAUGUGCUAUUUGGUGCUAAACUCUAUUCUACCUCUAUUGACAUGUGGUCUGCCGGCUGUAUUUUUGCAGAGCUGGCAAACGCUGGAAGGCCUUUAUUUCCUGGUAACGACGUGGAUGACCAGUUAAAAAGAAUCUUCAGGUUGUUGGGAACGCCGACAGAAGAACAGUGGCAGACGAUGACCAAGCUCCCAGAUUACAAGCCAUAUCCUUUGUAUCCGGCUACCACCUCACUGGUCAACGUGGUGCCCAAGCUGAGUAGCACAGGUCGAGAUCUCCUCCAGAACCUUCUGAAAUGUAACCCGGUCCAGAGGAUCUCUGCAGAAGAAGCCUUGCAGCACCCUUACUUUCCAGACUUCUGCCCUCCCUAAAUCCCUGGCAGCCCCUCCCGCUCGGCUACCACAAUCAAUUCUCCCGUCACGCGAGCAGGUCAUCAGAAGCAAGCCAAGCCCUCUCCGCUCAAGUAAAAACAUGUCUCAUUGAGUCCAAAGCUGCUUUUUCCACUGCACGGUACUGACUCGACUCUUCCACGCUGAAGAUGAGCUUAUAAACAAACUAAAACUUCAGAACCGUAAUUACAUUUUAGCGAGCUAGGUAGCACAGCAACAGCUGCUCAUGUUCUAUUUCCUAGUCAUGCUUGUUUGUUGCCAGGCAGCAUUUGUCAUUGUCUCCUGAAACCCAAUUAAAAAUGCUCAUUAGUCUAUUUCCUUGGAAACUUAGGGAAGAGAAAGGACAGUGAGGGUCGGCUAACUCAUUAACAUGACAGAACAAUAUUACAUCGGUGUAUAAUUAUUUAGUGUUUUUACUGUAUUUCCUCAUAUAGUGGUCUGGGGCACUUAUUUACUCACCUGCAGAGAGUAGCAGGCAUCUUUUAGUGGUAAAUGUUUGAUAAGAGGGAGGCCUAUAUUUGAACAGAAGCAUUUUUAUAAUAAAAAUAAUUUUGCCCACACACAUACAUUAAAUAUUGUAUAAAGUGUUAUGGCCUCUGUCGCACAAAUGUAUUUUCAUUACAAUGAAUAAUACGAUUUUGAUUUAAUAAUACAUUGUAAAUAUUACAAUACAAGUUAGAAUACUAAUUGGCCAUGAUGCAAAAUUUUGUGUUCAUAUGUCGGCGGGUAAAUCUGAGAGUAUUUUUUCAUAAGAAAUGUGCAACAUUAUCUCAGGUUGUUAAACCGUUUUAAGCAACAGCAAAAUAAGUUAUUGACUUACAGGUGUUUCAUUUUGUGCAGCGCACGGCCGAUUAUGGAAAAAAAUAAAAUAAACAAUUCAUGAUUUCCCCGGCGUCAUGCAAGUGUGCACUGAUUUUAAAGAUGCUAUGAGUGAUAUAGCACUAUAUUGAUGAACAGAUGCCUCAUAAUGCACGACCAAGUCCGCUGUGGGAAGGACCAUAUUCUCCCAUGUGCUUAAGUGAAAACAGCUGUGCGAUUGUGUGGAUUCUCCCUCUCGACCUCAGUCAAAGAUGCGCACUCAGGCUGGAGCAAGCCUUAAAUGUGGGCGUUCCCGUGUCAAAUCUGGCCUUCCGCGUAGUCCCGUGAUGAUUUCAAUACUUGCAAACUCUUGGCAUUCUCUCGAUGAGCUUCAAGAGGUAGUCAUCUGAAAUGGUUUUCACUUCACAGGUGUGCUUGAAUCUCAUUGAGAGAAUGCCAAGAGUGUGCAAAGCAGUAAUCAGAGCAAAGGGUGGCUAUUUUGAAGAAACUAGAAUAUAAGACAUGUUUUCAGUUAUUUCACCUUUUUAUGUUAAGUACACAACUCCACAUGUGUUCAUUCAUAGUUUUGAUGCCUUCAGUGACAAUCUAGCAAAAUAGUCAUGAAAAUAAAGAAAACUCAUUGAAUGAGAAGACGUGUCCAAACUUUUGGCCUGUACUGUAUGUGACUAUUUAACAGAAAAUACAUUCAUGAGGCCGUGUCUAUCAAUUAAUUUGAUAUUUUUGACAGUUAAUAUCAAACUCACGCUGCCCACGCGCACACACACACAAAAACACACAAAGAGCUGUAUAAGCCCAUCUUUACGCUUCACAAACAGUUCAAUUCUUAAAAUCACAAUUAACAUCUGGCUGGUUAUGUGAUAACAAGUACACAAAGUUACAUCAAGUCGGAAGAAGACGCUGUUGUAGCGUGCAUACACACACUACAUCACCAUGGCGACACAUGUACGCGUCUGAAUUGCUUGGUUUGAUACGGCCUUGUCAUAUUUAAAGUGUUUCAAUGACAUUUACAGGUGUUAAGUAGAACUCCAUGAUUCUCACACAACCGAGCAAAAUACGGAAAGUGUAAUGAGCCCGCCUAUAUUCACAACUCGGGCCUCACUUCAGCCUGCGUGUCCGCAGGCUGAAUGGGAGGAUACGAAAAAGAGAAGCAUGCGUAAUAUUAGCACACCAAACGGGAGAAGAAGGACCCUAUGUGGGCAUGAGAUGUGUAAGUUAGAACAAAAGGCUGCACAGACGAUCUAGAGCAGGAGUGUCAAACUCAUUUUAGCUCAGGGGCCACAUGGAGGAAAAUCCAUUCCCAAGUGGGCCGGACUGGUAAAUUUAUGGCACUAAAUUUCCCCCAGGGAUCAAUGAAGUACCUUCUAUUCUAUCUAUAAGAACCUAAAAAUCAAGACAACUUCAGAUUGUUUUCUUUGUUUUACUUUGGCCAAAAAUAGAACAAGCACAUUGUGAAAAAGUACAAUUCCCAAAUAAUCUUCUUGACAAAACACUUGAAGUUAGUUGAAAAUUGUGAGGCAAAAAUUGGUGCAGUUUCAAAAACACCAUGAAGAACACAAUGACCUUAGACUGUCUCAGUGUAUCUACAAACACUAAGUCACAGCCUAUUUGGGAUUGAACCAAAUAAAUAAUAGAUAAAAAGUCUUCUAAUGUAGGUAUCAAAUACCUCAUUUGUUAUUUCCACAUAUUAAUCCUGUACUAACUCAACAAACCAUACAAAUGGAGGUAGAAACUAUUCAGAGACUUGAGUUACUCUUUGCGUUCACUUUUCUCAUUUUUGACGGAGACAUUUUAAAGUUAAAGUACCAAUGAUUGUCACACACACACUAUGUGUGGUGAAAUUAUCCUCUGCAUUUGACCCAUCACCCUUAAUCACGCCCUGGGAGGUGAGGGGAGCAGUGAGCAGCAGCGGUGGCCCCGCCCGGGGAUCAUUUUUGUGAUUUAGCAGGUGACGUUUCAUUUGGGUCGAGGGGGAGGAGCCGUAGCCACGCUUUACCGGGUACCUCUUGCUUGGUAUAAACAGUUUACUUGCCUCACAGAAUUGCUAUUGUGACAUCCAGUGGACACAUUUAGAAAAACAGUUUCUUUCAUGAAAAAACUUCAGCUCAUUUAUGUACUCUGCAAACAUAACUCGCGGGCCGGAUAAAACCUGUUUGCAGGCCUGAUCGUACGUUUGACACCCUUGAUCUAGAUCAUGCCAAAUCUACGGGGAAAAAACUAAACAGACACCAAAUUUUUCUGUGGCGAGCUACCACAAAUAAAUGAAAGUAUGGGAAAGUGGUAGUUGUGAAAGUGAGGUAUAUUUCUUGAUAAAGUGAAUGACCCUACCUGCUGGUUGAGGUCACUAUUUGAGGAAAUGCAGUAUGUCAGCUAUCAGUGAAGUUGGUACCUUGGGCAGGAAAAAGAGCAGCAGGUUUAAUUAGUCACUUAAGUGUUAGUUUCUUUCAGCUAAAACUUUUGUCUGUUUUCAAUCUUUGAUCAAGGCUGAGCUUGAUGCCCUUCGGUCUGUGCUGAUGAAAUCCAGUGAAAGCACUUUUUGUAACGGCGGGCGGGCGGCUGUGUUGAAGGAAUGCAACUGCUGUCAAAUUAGGUCGAGAUAGUGACAAUAUUAAUACUUACGUGUGUUCUUGGGUGGAGAGGCAGCUGAUGUCAUGAACUUUGUCACCCGUAGAAAAACAUGUCAGCUUAACCUAAACAGCAUUGAUCAUUUGGAGGGAAAACAAGCAGAAAAACACUCGGAAUACACACGUUGUGUUCCAACUUCUCUUAUAUAGCAAUACAAUUCAACAAACUUGUAUUUUCGUCCCGCUCGCCAGCCUGUGUUGAAGAUUGUAAAAAAAGAUAUUGACAAUGGCACGAGAAGCUAUUUUAUUUGAUGAUUUCCCCCACAUUCUUUGCACACUUUUUACCUGACUGUCAGACGUCCUGACGUGUGUGAAGUUUAACACCUGAGAUUAUCACAGCUGGUUUUCCACAAACGGGCCAAUACUUUAUGAAUAAAACUGUGGACCACGGUGAUACUUCUUAGAGAAGAAAUGGGACAUCUUUCAUUUGCACCGAUUGUAAGUGCUUCUACUUCUUCUCCCACGAAGGCCUACAAAAGGUAUUUGGUGCAGCUAUCUUCCAUUUUGUUUUUUAGUUUUGCAGAAAUGGUUGCAUGUAUUUAUUAUUAUUAUUGCUGGAAUGUGAAGCAUGUUUCAUACUACUGUUAGCAGGCUGUGUGUAGAUAUUUUGGUGUGUGUGGAUUAAGUUAUAAUGAAAAACAAAACCCAACAAAAAUGUGUUUUUGUGGAGUUUCAGACAAAAAGACGGCCGUAGACUUCUUUGAUACAGUUUGUCAUUUUCAACUUUUUUUUUCUUUUUUGCACUUUUUGUUAGCACAUUUGUUUGCUUCUGUUGGCAGAAGCCGGGACAGUUUUUGUUAUCACGGAUAUUUUUGUUUCUGUACAUUUCAGCCAAUAAGAUUCAGUGUUCAGUAAAGUGGACGUAAACACG